Molecule: messenger RNA, 1081 nt
Organism: Leptopilina heterotoma
Lineage: Eukaryota; Metazoa; Arthropoda; Insecta; Hymenoptera; Figitidae
Gene: 140up
Product: RPII140-upstream gene protein
Exons: 4
Coding region: 242-1003 (253 amino acids)
Cellular component (GO): mitochondrion
Source: RefSeq, a predicted model, not a curated record
UUAUAUUCUAUAAUUAUUACAAACUGUUUAUUUAAUUAAGGUGUUAAUUAUUGUGAAGUAUAAUUAGAGCCAUCUUUUGUAUAUAUUAUUAAUAUUAUUCUAUAUUAUGUAAAAAAAAUGUGUGCUCGAUAAGGUGGAUAUGAAACCUAACCUAAAACUAGUGUCAAGUGAAUACCGUGAAUACUUUUGAUCCUUUUGAUUUAUUAUGAAAAGAAUUUAUUAAACUUAUAUUUAUUUAAAAAUGACAUUCAUAUUGACAAGAAGUUCUCUAUAUGCAUUGGCUGCUUUGCCAUUUUAUAAUUCCGGCAAUGCACUUGAUAUUCCAAGUGACGACACUUAUGUAGAAAAACCUAAACCUACGACUAAAAUGGAGAGAUUUCAAAAUAUAUUUUACAAAGAUGAGUAUGGAAAUCUUUCUCCGGAACUUCAGUAUUGUGUACAUUUAACUUCAAUGGGACUGGUAAUUGGAGGAUUUUAUGGUGGUUUAAUUAAUGGACGAACUGCUUUUUUCAAAUUUAUCGAUAACAAUCAAGCGACAAUGUUUCAAAAUCAUUUGGAUGCAAAACGAAGACUGCAGGAUAUUUUGUCAUAUAAUCUCUUAAAAGGAGGUGCUCAAUGGGCCUGGAGAACUGCUUUAUUUACUUCACUUUAUGGGAUUACUUCAACAUCCGUAGCAGUUGUUCGAGGAAAAUCCGGCAUUAUUGAACAUACAGAUGGUGGCUUGGUCGCAGGAGCAUUGUAUAAUAUGAAAAAUGGCUUUCGAGGAGUCAUCGUUGGCGGAGGAUUAGGUGCAGUUUUAGGAACAAUUUUUGGAACCUUAGCUUUCGUAAUUUUAACUCUGUCAGGAAAAACAAUGGAGGACGUUAAAUUCUACACUGUUCAAUGGAGAGAUCAUAGAGAAGGCCUCUUUUUCAAAGCUGAUAGGAAAAAACGAUUGGAGAAGGAGGAGCAAGAGAUAAUGAAAACACUGAAGGAUCUGACUGGAAAAGAGGCAACGUCGUAAUGUAUAUUGUAAAUGAAUAUUUAAUAUCUAAUUGUACAAAGAAAAAGUAAAACUACAGUAAAUUAUAAUUAAUCACAA